Messenger RNA from Apodemus sylvaticus (European woodmouse), 872 nucleotides. RefSeq names its product chromosome 10 C17orf50 homolog (gene Pgbdf). Bases 126 to 872 code for a protein of 248 amino acids. The record is from RefSeq and is a predicted model, not a curated record. Lineage: Eukaryota; Metazoa; Chordata; Mammalia; Rodentia; Muridae. The transcript is spliced from 2 exons.
UACAUGUUCGUUGAUUGCUUGCCUAACGCCAGCAGGAAACUGCUUUACCCAGAUAGUAUAUCUAAAGUCAGCCUCACAGACACUCUUGAGGUAGAUGCUACUUUUCCCGCUUCAGAGACGGGAAAAUGGAGCCCGAUGGAAGCGAGGUGACUUGCUUGGAAUCCUUAGCAAGGAUGCUCAAGAGGGUGGGAACUCGGCAGCAGUUCGGGAACCUGGGACUCCGAAGCCCUUCUGCAGGUAGCCGCCAGCCACAGGCAUCUCCCCCACGCAAGCAUCCAGGGCAGCGGGCUGCGCUGACCCUGUCCCCGCCUACAGGCGUGAAGACUCCUUUGUGGAGGAAGGAGGUAGAGGAUCCCGAGGCCAGGGAGGAGGAGCCGGAGGAGGAUUCAUCAUCGUCCUCGUCGUCCUCGUCGGUGGAGGAGAAGUCGGACCCUGAGAGCGCGACGGAGACGGAGGAGGACUCCCGAGAAGCGGAUGAGCGCGAGGCCCGCCCGGUGUCCUACAGUCCGCUGCGCCAGGAGCCCAGCAGCCAGCAGGUGGCACUGCUGCGACGCUCGGACAGCAGCUUCUGGGGCUGGCUCAGCCCGUUCUCUCUGCUGGGUGGCCUGGCGACCCCCGCGGACAGGAAGCGGGGUGCCCCGGAGGAACCGUGCGUAUUGGAGACGCGGCGGCGGCCACCGCGCCGCGGGGGCUGUGCGCGCUGUGAGAUCCUUUUCUGCAAGAAAUGCAAGACUCUGCACAGCCACCCGGCCUAUGUGGAGCACUGUAUUCUUGAGCAUCCCGACCUGGGUAAGGCGGAGGCCGCCAGCAACUCUGAGCUUAUCCACUCCCAGCCUCUGAGCCAGCAAAGUUCCAAACUCUUCUAUCUCUAG